GAAGGUGGACAAAAUGGUCCGCCGGUGCAAGCAAUUGGCCGGAAUACGACGUGGGAACAGGGACCUCUCGACUGGGCUUACUUAAGAUUCAAAACACGAAAAACACCGAGACGUCCAAUUCUGACUACUGGUUCCUCAUAUUGUCAACGCGUGGGUGUGGGUGUCCCCCGUGUGCUGUCUCAUGCAGCAAACCCAUAUGCUAGGGAAACGUAAGGCAAAGUCAAGGCAAAGCAAAUAUGAUGGCCGGCGCCGCUCGGCCGGGGUCGCUGUGGUCUUCGCUCGACGAAGGAGAAGCAUUAAUGCCACCUGCGGCACAGCAGAAACAAAUGACUGUUGUUACUGCUGCUGCCCCGCCGAAACCGAAUCGUACUCGGGCAUUUCACAGGAAAACGAAGGGAGGCUGCAUCACAUGCAAGAAACGCCGCAUAAAAUGCGACGAGCGGCAUCCUUCGUGCCAAAAAUGCGAGAAGGCCUCUGUUAAGUGUCUCGGGUAUAAGCCGUUAGGCCGGACCGGUCGACUGGCGCCCCUGCGGCCCCGAGAUGCCACCCCUAGCACAACAACCGUUUCUCCCCCGUCACCCGUGGGGAUGGGAACAAAGGCGAAGGCGAGGAAGGCUUGGGGUGCAGAUAUACUCCCAGAGCCGCGUUCCUCGACUAUGUCCUCAGCGGCAUCGUCGUCUUCUGCUUCUUCCACGGCAAUCCUCACCACCGUCAGCAACGCCCUUCCGCCCUUCUCCCUGCGCGAGUCCGAAGUUCCUUAUUUUGACGUGUUCCGCUUUCACAUCGCGAGCCAGUUCGUCGGCUUCUCCGACUCACGGCUGUGGGAGCGGGCCGUGAUGCAAGAAGUCGUCGCUGACGAAGGGAUCCGCCAGUCGGUGCUGGCCGUCAGCGCCAUGUACCGCGCCUUCUUCUUGCACCCGGGUCAGCUGAAGGAGAUCAACGGUGUUCCCAUGGCCGCCGUACGGUUCGAUGGGAGGAGCUUGUUUGACGUCCAUCAUAGGGCGGCCGUAGCACAUCAUAUGAAGGCCAUGGCCUUAUACAGACGGCGGCUGCAGACGACAAGUGUUCCGCCGACGAUGAGGAAUGUACUGGUGGCGACCAUGCUGUUUAUCGCUUUUGAGCAUAUGCAAGGGAACUUCGGGGGUGUUGAUCGGUUGGUUUCGAGUGGGCUGUGCGCGUUGCAGGAGAGUAUCGUGAUGGUGAAGCGGAAGGGGUACAGGUCGUCGUCGAUAACGCUGUCUUUAUCAUGCUCCCCUGAAGCAGGGGCGGGAGCAUCGUUAUUCGACACACGUUCCGGCUCCGAGGACCUGGAACAAGUCGAACUCCUACACCAGCGCAUGGCGGUACUGAGCCCGUUAACCUCUUUCUUCCACCCCGCAACCGACGCACCGCCAACACACAUAAAUCCCAGCGGCGCCUUCCCGAAACCCGACGACUCCUUCGACACCCUCUUCUCUCUGUGGAAAUUCCAAAUUUGCCAAACCAUGGCCUUUUUCGGCGAGGCCCACUACUACACCGCCUACCCCGACACCGAAGGCCUCCUUCCAACCGUCGAGAAGAACCGGCGCGAAUUCAUAUCGAGACAAACGGUGUGGCUGGCCUUUCUCAAGACGCAUCUGCAUGCAAACCAAGACCCCGUCACCCGUGUCGCCCUGAAGCUGAUGCACCUGCACUCCAAAGUGAGCAUCAUCGUCCUCACAGGCAUCCUCGACCCCACCGAGUCCGCCUACGGCGCGCUCACGGCCGACUUCCGCAUGGUCCUGGAUGGCUUCAUAGUGCAAAACUACAUUGCGCUGGAAAUGGGCGUCCCCGUUGCUGCCACUCUGCCCGUUAUCUGCUUCAUCGCGUGCAAAUGCCGGGACCGCCAAGUGCGUAUGCGGGCCGUGGAUGCGCUGGACGAAGUCCCCAAGGACGGCUUCGGUGCGGACCUGAUCGUCCAGUCGGUGCGGGCCCUGGUCGACUUGGAAGAGAAGCAGCGAGAUGCGUCGUCGGGGCUUAUACCAGUGCAGGCGAGGUAUUCGUGGACCGAUGGGACUUGGAACUUUCACAAGUGUCAAUUGCGGUCGCGUUUUACCAAGCUCGCUGCAGUGGACGACAGGACCAGUGCCAAAGUGCGCACUUUCGAUUUCUAGAACUGAACUGGAUCGGAAUCAAGUCAAUAAUAUCAUAGCUAUGUAACAACAACUCAACCGUAUCAAUGUAAAAGCAUCUUGUAUGAGCUGCUCUCGUCUCGGCAGAAGCCGUCUAUACUCCGUGAAUACAGCAUUACUGCAUGGGUCUCGUUAUACAUAUCUAAU
This is a messenger RNA of Pseudomassariella vexata, 2297 nucleotides long. RefSeq lists its product as uncharacterized. The record is from RefSeq and is a predicted model, not a curated record. Gene Ontology annotation, molecular function: DNA-binding transcription factor activity, RNA polymerase II-specific; zinc ion binding. NCBI's taxonomy places the organism in Eukaryota, Fungi, Ascomycota, Sordariomycetes, Amphisphaeriales, Pseudomassariaceae. Gene Ontology annotation, biological process: regulation of DNA-templated transcription. The transcript has 3 exons. Bases 237 to 2132 code for a protein of 631 amino acids.